Molecule: messenger RNA, 687 nt
Organism: Venustampulla echinocandica
Lineage: Eukaryota; Fungi; Ascomycota; Leotiomycetes; Helotiales; Pleuroascaceae
Exons: 2
Coding region: 1-687 (228 amino acids)
Biological process (GO): protein import into mitochondrial matrix
Cellular component (GO): PAM complex, Tim23 associated import motor
Source: RefSeq, a predicted model, not a curated record
AUGCAACCGGGGCUCCUCACUACCAGCACAUACCAUACCACAGCUCCCCCGCUCCAAGCACAAGACCGCCCAUCCACAGCAUCACGACGACGAGUAUCUCUCCCAAAGCGACAUGUAUCAUUCAAGACAUCCGGCCUGACAACUCCUACAACCCGCUCCAACUCUUCAAUCAGCAGCUCCCCUUCCGCCGAAGCAUCCGCAGGCACAACUAGCUCACAACCCCAGCAAGACCUUCUUGACUGGAACACUUUCUUCAAGCUCCGCAAGACGCGCCGCUGGUACCAGCUCGGCUCAUCCAUAGGCACCUCGCUCAAUGGCUUUAUACUCGGCGCAGAGGUCCUCACACGGACGGAUAUGGAGAAGGUUGUUUCGCAGAUACCUCUCGAUCCGUUCAUCACCUUAGGCAUGAUAACAUUUGCGUGUGGAGGAAUGGGAUGGCUGGCUGGCCCAAUUUUGGGCACAGCUGUGUUCAACUGGCGAAACCGCAAGUUUAGGACGCAGAUGGAUCUGAAAGAGAAGGAAUUUUAUAGGAGGAUCAAGGAAUACAGAGUUGAUCCCAGUGCUAGCUCCAUGGCGAACCCAGUACCUGACUACUAUGGCGAGAAGAUUUCGAGUGUGGCGGGCUACCGGCGAUGGUUGAAGGACCAGAGGGCCUUCAAUAAAAAGCGACAAACGUAUGUAAAAUAG